AUGAACAGGGGCGGUUUGGCACCCGUCGCGCCCGGCGAAGACCCGCACUCGGCGUGGAAGCGGGCAUUGGAGACAAACGCGGCGCACGGCGACGCGAGGAGCCCCAAGGGCACCGUCAGCAGCACGAACCCCGUGAUGGGGGGCGCAGACGCUGCGCUGCUGGGAGGCAGGCAGGAGGGCGCUACGGGUGGUGGCCGUGGGCCCAAAGUGCCGCUCACUGCGAUGAGGGGAGCAAACACGGUGUAUCUCAGAAAGAACGUGCUGGACUUUCUUCAUGACAUGUACGGCACAAAGCCGUUCCAGGACCCCGUCGCCCCCACGAAUGCCGCUGCUACUGAGCCCCAGAAGCUCUGGUGGAUGCGGGCGUUGGCGCCGACCUCAGGUAGCACGAGUAAAGGGGCCCCGACGGUGCCGGAACGCGUGCCGCUGCGAAGGGUCAGCUCACACCAAGGAAGCAUGCCCGGCCGAGAUCCUUCCCAGCCGCGUGCCUCCGGCAGAUUGUGCGCCUCAGAGGAUCAGCUGGAAACGCUGGUGGAUCAUAUUCUUCAAGGUUACAUGCACACGCGUGGGAGGUCUAAGGGCCCGGCGCCGGCGCUACUCAAUAGGCCCGAGGCGAGUGAUACCAUCUCUCAGUUUGUGAGCACUGCCCUGGACAAGCUUUUGGUGACGGAGGCCUCCUUCUCGCACUGCGAUGCAGCCUCCGCGCGUUCCUUUCUUUCCUUAGGCGUCGACCACAACUUUUCGAAGCUGGCGUCCUUCAACGCCCAAAGCCAAUUCUUCCAGGACGACGAGGAGAGCGAGCUGCUUGUGAAUCCGGCGUUUGAAGGAAACUUGGCGAUGUUCGCCCCUGUGACUUCGCAGGCUGCCAUCAGUGUGAGCGACUCGCUGCCGCCCAUUGAGGCCACGCGGCUCCCGUCGCCCUCUGCGGUUAGCCCGCGCCCCAUACGGCGGGGCCAAGUUCCACCGCCGGUCCCGGCCGGCGGCAAUCCACUUGAGGAUGUUUUCCAAACCCUUUCGCGACAGAUGUCACUUGACUCCGCCAAGGUGGAGCUAAAUUCCACCGACAGCUGGGAAGGACAGCAACGGCGAGGUCGACGAUGCGCUUUCGCCCAACGGCGAGGCGGGCAAUGGGCUGAAACGGAAAAAUUGUGCGCCGUCAAUUCCUGCCGGCGCCGCACGCGCGCGGCUCCAACCCUCGGGCGCCACAAAAUCGGCUGA
Trypanosoma conorhini is the source of this 1218-nucleotide messenger RNA. RefSeq lists its product as uncharacterized. The transcript has a single exon. NCBI's taxonomy places the organism in Eukaryota, Euglenozoa, Kinetoplastea, Trypanosomatida, Trypanosomatidae. The record is from RefSeq and is a predicted model, not a curated record. The coding region runs from base 1 to 1218 and encodes 405 amino acids.